AUGCGGUUAGUUAUUCUAUUAGGACUUCUGAUAUUCUACGUCGUAGUCUAUUCCGAUGCGAGACGAAUUAAACAAUUAAAAAAGGACGUGGAAGAAGUCAAAAAGGCCGAUGACCAAUUAGACGCAGCAACCGAACAUAAGAAAGCUGAAAAACCACAGAGUCACGAAUUUAAAAAAGGAGGCGGAAAAGAUCACCACGCGGAACAUCACGAUGAUCAUGGAGAAAAAGGGCAUAAAGGUUAUAAAGGACAUCAUCACCACGAGGAAGGUAAAAAGGGACAUCAUGACAAAGAACAGCAUAAGGGAGAAUACGAUGAUCACGGUGCUAAAGAAAAAAAACACCACCACGAAGACGGACACUACGACGAACAUCACAAAGGAGAAAAGGGUGAAAAGGGACACAAAUAUGCGGAAAAAGGACAUUACAAUAAGGGUCACUCAACUAAAGGCCAUCAUGAAGUCCAUAAGCUAGACGAAUUUAAGAAAGAUAAGCACUUCUUUGACGAAGAAGGAGAUUCCGGUCACGAAGAGAAGCACGGUGGUUAUCACGAAGAGCAUGGUCACAAAAAAGGAGGGAAAUUCCACAAAGGUCAUCAUGAUGGUGGUCACCACGAACAUGAGCACGGAGAAAAGGGUCACCACGAAAAAGGCGGGAGCCACCACGAGCAUAAAGGACACAAGGAGUCUGGAGGUCAUGAUGAACAUCAUCAUCACCAUCAUGAUCAUGCAAAGAAAGGUGGUCACGAACAUCAUAAGAAAUGGGGUUUCAAAAAAGGACACUAA
Molecule: messenger RNA, 783 nt
Organism: Leptosia nina
Lineage: Eukaryota; Metazoa; Arthropoda; Insecta; Lepidoptera; Pieridae
Source: the annotation of a GenBank genome assembly